AUGACCGUCGACUCGUCAUUCCUCACUUCCAUCAUGUCCCCCCAAUCCUUUUCCUUUUCGCCCGGCAGCCUUCCAAACCAACAGGGUGGCCAGUCCAACAACCCUUUCGACUACAACAUGGUCUCGCCCCACUCGGGCGCCGUUGAACUGCCGUCUUCGUCCUCGCCUCACAGCUUCCAGCCCCAUGCCAUGUUUGGCCACCUCAACUUUGGCGCAGAGAACAGAGAACCCCCAGUUGUCGCAGCAUCCGACACAAAGGACAACCGCUCGCGAUCCCAGUCGUCGUCACGCUCCUCCAACAUUGGAAAGGCUCCCAGUGCCCGCGCUCGCUCCGGACGUAAACUGUCCAUGAACGACGUUCGACCAACCGUUCAGCCACCCCGUGGACGAACAAUGGCCCCGCCUCGAUCCAUGUCAUUCCAGACGGAGAGCAAGCCGGCCCCCGGAUCUCUCCUUCCCCUUGGCCCCCAGCGAGCCAAUUCAAUCACGUCCGCCGACUUGGCCUUUGAACACCAGUACGGCAUCGCCAUCCCACACACCGACUUUGGCCAAGGCAUGUGGGCAGGAGGAAGCGCGCCGAGUGUACUUCCUGAGGGCAUGGCCAGCUACGGGGCCAGUGUAGAGGGUGGUGGGCUUGAGAGCCCCGUUACGCCCGCGCAGACUGUGGCUACGCUUCUUGGUGACGAGAGUAGGAAGCAACGCCGCCGCGAGUGCCACAACCAAGUCGAGAAACGCCGCCGCGAGCACAUAAACGCCAUGAUCGAGGAGCUCAACAAGCUCCUUCCCGCCAAGUUCAAGAUGCCCAUGGAUAACGACAUUGCGGUAGAGGACGACGAGGACGAGGACCCAAACAACCCCGAGUCCCCAAUCAAGAAGAAGAAGUCGAAGCGUACCGCAUCCACCUCCAAGCAACAGAAAGACUCUGCCCAAUGCAAGGGUCGAAUCCUUAGCGACAGCGUUCACUACAUUCGCGACCUUCAAUCCGUCAAUGAACAGCAGUCUUCCCGUAUUCGGUAUCUCGAAGGGCUACUGGACAACCAGCUCUUGCAGCAGAACCAGUCUUGGGCGUCGCAGAACCAGUCCAACGACCUCCCCUACCCUCACGAACAACUCGAGGCCAUGCGGGCUAGUCCCGAGCCGGACAGGCUUGUUCCUUUGACCCAGUCCGGCUGGUCUGGCUUCAACCAGCUCGUGUUUGAAACCUCACCCACCGAGGCAUCGUCCGGUGGUGACAUCCAGCGCUCUACUCCUCAAUCAUCCGACUCUCCUGAAACUGACACCAAGGACCCCGUCGUGUGGGGGCUGGUCGACUUCGCGGAGGAGCAGCAGCGGGAAGCGCGCAAGGACUCUCAACACGAGUUGCAAAGUUCACUCAGCAACAUGGAAAUUGACGUCCCCGUUGAGGACAGGCGCUCGUGGUCAAACUUUUAA
Apiotrichum porosum is the source of this 1431-nucleotide messenger RNA. RefSeq lists its product as uncharacterized. The record is from RefSeq and is a predicted model, not a curated record. Gene Ontology annotation, molecular function: protein dimerization activity; RNA polymerase II cis-regulatory region sequence-specific DNA binding; DNA-binding transcription factor activity, RNA polymerase II-specific. NCBI's taxonomy places the organism in Eukaryota, Fungi, Basidiomycota, Tremellomycetes, Trichosporonales, Trichosporonaceae. Bases 1 to 1431 code for a protein of 476 amino acids. Gene Ontology annotation, biological process: regulation of transcription by RNA polymerase II. The transcript has 4 exons.